CAAGAUUUGAUUUCAACUUGACAAACCAAUAAUAUUCAAUAUCAUACUUUUAUCACAUUACAAGAUUUCUUUAUUUCCAUAUUCUUCUUUUGGUGUAUUAGAAAGUUGUCCAUUAUUUAAAUCAUCAUUAAAUUUGUUUUAGAAUAAAAUUACACUUAAUAAUCACAUGUUUCGUUUAUUUGGUUAUAAAUAGGUUUUGAUUUAAGUGAAUGAUGGAUUUUAAAACUGGCGACCAAUUUGAUAUCGAAAAGGUAGCUGAAAUUGUUAAGGACGCAGUUGAAGAGGGGAUGGGCAAGUCUUAUCCACUCCCUCCGAGAUUAAAAACCUGGACUACUAAUGUCGGUGAAGAAUGUCUAGAAAAACUUGCACUAAUGAAAUCACCGUUGAAAUAUUUAGUGUUCACGGACAUGAUGGAAGACAAUGGCGCUGGUUACCACUUUUACUUGUCUGCCAUGUGGGAGUCGGAUAAGGACGGAUAUUACUCCUACAAGGAAAAGCGUGAGGCACAACAUGUUUGGUUGGCUGUCAAUGUUAUUGGAGUGGCAAUUUAAGAUGCUCAUCCCCAUAAAAUAUAUUGAUCAGUUCUAAAAGCCAACAGUUACUAUUGAUCAGUUCUUAGAUUUUA
Messenger RNA from Nezara viridula (southern green stink bug), 625 nucleotides. The record is from the annotation of a GenBank genome assembly. Lineage: Eukaryota; Metazoa; Arthropoda; Insecta; Hemiptera; Pentatomidae.